Stylophora pistillata is the source of this 735-nucleotide messenger RNA. Its product is annotated as tyrosine recombinase THA_404-like. The record is from RefSeq and is a predicted model, not a curated record. Lineage: Eukaryota; Metazoa; Cnidaria; Anthozoa; Scleractinia; Pocilloporidae.
AUGAAAUUAAAAGACAUUACCUAUGAAGACGUCAUGAAAUUUAUGGAUUUACCUGCAUUGCAAAAAGCACAAAUUACGGCAGCUCGUUCCUUAGCAUUGAUCAGUCCAGCAUUCAAGCAUGCAGAGUUGUGGGGCUAUCGUCCAAGAGGCUCUAAUCCAUGUAUUGGUGUGCCCAAGAAAGCAACUGGGAAGAAGGAAAAUUUUUUAACUGACACGGAAAGAGAUAGACUUGAAACGAUCUUACUUGACCGCACAUUGCAUAAAGGACAUUCAAUUUAUGCUGUUUCUGCCAUAUUGAUGUUAAUGUAUACAGGAUGCCGUCGUUCAGAGAUUACGACAUUAAAGUGGGAAGAUGUUCAUUUACAAGAUAAGUAUCUUUAUUUUAAAAAUUCUAAAACAGGAACAAAGACAGUCCCCUUAAAUCCCAAAGCAAUUGCGGUUUUAGAGAGCUUAGAGCGUAAAAACUUCAACCCAUAUGUAUUUUGUGGAAAAUAUCCCAGGACACAUAUUCAAGAGAUUCGCAAAGCGUGGGAAAAAAUCAGAAAGUUAGCAGAUUUAGAAGAUGUUCGCCUUCACGACCUACGUCAUAGCUUUGCCUCUUUUGCCUUGAAACAAGGGGUAGAUUUGUAUACAGUUUCUAAACUUUUGGGACAUAAGAAUAUUGCCACAACGACGCGCUAUGCCCAUUUGGAACUGGAUCAUUUAAAAGAGGCCACCAAUAAGAUCUUUGCAUAG